CUGAGUUGUAAACACAGAACUGGCUGGAACACAUGUCACCACACAGAAAGUGGUGAACUAUUUUUCUAAAUUCUUAGCCAGCAAUGAAUCACGCAGUAAAAUAAAUGCUUAUGGUUACAGAUACGCCGGGUUUGUACUUUCGCGACAUUCGUGCAGGCAGCGGUCCAGGGUCCGUGUUUAUAAACGUGUAACUUAUAAAACGUUUACGCGGACCUCCGCUCUGGACUUUAGCUCGGCAGGAAAGCGACCGCAAGACGCAAAGAAAUAAUGAACGACUCGGACACUAGCGCGAUUCUCCCCGAGGAGUUCGCACCGUCCGUCAGGGACGAGACUCCGGAUGCAGACGCCAGCUCCCUUGAUGCAGAUAUGCCGUCCGGUUCCCCUGUCCGCUGCGGGCGUCCGCCCUUCCCGUGUCCGCUACCGGUCUCGGUGGAGCCGGUCCUCUUCCUUUGCAUGUUCUCGCUGGCUCUCCAGAUGCCCCUGUAUACGCAGUACCUCUGGGACCGCAUCAGCGAAGAUCUCGGCUACAACGGCACGAAAGCAGGGGGGUGUCAAAAUUCCUCCGGCCAGCCCGAUCCGCUGGAGAAGGAGGUGGCGACGCAGACGGCGCGCUGGUCCCUGUACAUCAGCCUGGCGGGGUUUGGGGUGGGGCUGGUGGUGGUGACACUGCUGGGCUCGUGGAGCGACCGGGUGGGCCGGCGCCGGCUGCUGGUGGUGCCGAGCCUGGGCCUGGCGCUGCAGGCGGGCGUGUACCUGGCGGUGAUGUACCUGCGGCUGGGCGUGGCCUGGCUGCUGCUGGGCCGGCUGCUGAGCGGCCUCUCCGGCGACUUCAACGCCGUGCUGGCCGGCUGCUUCGCCCACGCCGGCGACACCAGCGCCCGCCGCUCCAGAACCUUCCGCGUGGCCGUGCUGGAGGCCACGCUGGGCGUGGCCGGGAUGCUCGCCAGCGUCGUCGGGGGCAACUGGCGCCGGGCGCAAGGGUACAUAAACCCGUUCUGGCUGGCGUUGGCCUGUAACCUGGCCGCGGCGCUGUACGCCUGGCUGUUCGUGCGCGACACGGUGACCCCUGACCCCGGGGCGCGGCUCCUCUCGGGCGAGCACCACCGGGCGGUGCUGCGGCUCUUCGGCCCGCGGGGGAAAGGCGGGCGCGGCCCCCUGCUCUGGCUCUACACGCUCUGCUUCUUCCUGGUGGUGCUGGUGCAUUCUGGGAGCCGCGAGCUGUACGUGCUGUUCGAGCUGAGCCCGCCGCUCUGCUGGGGGCCCCAGAUGGUGGGGUACGGCUCGGCCGCCCUGCACCUGGCCUACCUCAGCAGCCUGCUGGGACUGCGGGUCCUCCAGCUCGGCCUGGACGACUCCUGGGUGGCCCUGCUGGGGCUGGCCUCCAACUGCGCCGCCCUGCUGGUCAUCUCCAACGCUGCAACCACUGCGCUCAUGUUCACCGGGUACGGGCUGAACUUCCUGUCCAUGGCGUCCACUCCUGUCCUCCGCUCGAAGCUGUCCAAACUGGUGGAGUCAUCCCAGCAAGGGGCGCUGUUUGCGUCAGUGGCCUGUGUGGAGAGCCUGUGCUCCCUGGUGGCCAGCGGGGUGUUUAUGUCGCUGUACCCCGCCACGCUGCACGUCUUCAAGGGCUUCCCCUUCCUCUUUGGAGCCCUCAUCCUCCUCAUCCCUGCCUCCAUCAUCGGGGCGAUCAGAUGUAGGGAAAUGAGGGGGGCCCAUGACGGAACCUCCUGACGUUCCUCUGGCCACGCCCGGCCGCCCCAGGCCCGGGGCUGUGCAUUCGAGGUGGCAAACGCUAGCUAACGUUAGCAUGUUCAUACUCAAUCACAUUAACAUGUUCCAACGCUAGCUAACAUUAGCAUGUUCAUACUCAAUGCCCAUUAACAUGUUCCAAUGCUAGCUAACAUUAGCAUGUUCAUACUCAAUGCCCAUUAACAUGUUCCAACGCUAGCUAACGUUAGCAUGUUCAUACUCAAUGCCCAUUACCAUGUUCCAACGCUAGCUAACGUUAGCAUGUUCAUACUCAAUAUUCAUUAGCAUAUUCAUGCUCAAUAUCCAUUAGCAUAUUCAUGCUCAAUAACCAUUAGCAUAUUCAUGCUCAAUACCCAUUAACAUGUUCCAACUUUUUUCUGUUCACCGCGAACAUUAGCUAAUAUUGGCUAACGGUUUGAAAAGGACAAUGCUGUGAAUGCUAGGUUCUGGCACACCUUGAUAGAUUUAUAGAUUGAUAGAUUUAUAAAAAUUGCAAAUAAGGUGUGGCCGUUCAUCCCUUCUGUCUGGGAGUCACCGGCACCGAUGGUCUCUGCUGUGAAAAUAAGGGAGUGUUGAGUUGAGUUCUUCUUCAGCAGACGUAAUUAUGGGAUUACACGUUCGGUCACACCACAGCCGGGCGCAUGCAAUCAAACGAGAGCCGAUUGUUUUAACCCAAAGCUGGUUUUACCGAGAGGUCAAAGCAAGUUGGCGGGGGGAUUGCAGAUCAUGUUAAUGCCAACCGUUGUCGGCUAACUUUAGCGCUAAUGUCAAUCACACUGGUGUCAGACAUUUUAGCCAAUCCCCGAAUGCCCCUGCACAGGUGAACCCCGAUGAUGUCACACAGGUAGACAGGUGUGCAGGCGUGAGUGGGGCAGGACAGCUAAAGAUCCCCAGUGUCUGUGACCACUUCGCUUAUACCUUUGCUUAUACCCUUUUUUCAUUGUUGAUUCUUUACCUUGGACCAUAAAAAAAAAAAAAGCUCCUAUACCCCUCUUGAAACUUCCGACAACUGCCACCAGAAGUUGAAAGAAGAAAUCCAGCAAGAUGAUUGCUGUUGGCCAAUUUGUACAUAGGAUGCUAUAUGGUUUGAACCAGAUGGGAUAGAGACAGGAAUUACGUGUCUUUUCCCACUAAUGUUAGGUCAGCAAAUACAAUAAAGUGGUGUCAUUGGUUUAGCUUUUAAUGUAAUCGAAAUCUUGAAAUCCAAGAUGGCGGCCAUAUUUGUGUUAUUGGCAUUUUAAGACACUGCAGAUUAUGGGUAGUUUUAAAAGGCACAUCUCUGUUCAGCAGUAUGUAGAAAAAAUUAUCAUUUUAAUAUGACUGUACCGUGUGCUUAACAAUUUAUUUCGCUGAAAUUUCUCAGGGAUCUGAAACUGUUUUUAAAUUUUAAGGCCAUUUCAGUGGAAAAAAAGAAGAUGUAAGUGCUGAAAAAUAGCUUUGUAUACGCUAGGCUAACACUCAUGUUCUGUACUUUUGUCAGUAAUUCUGGAUAACAGCAUCUGUUGAAGGAUAGGUUCAGUAUUUUUGAGCCCAGGCCAUGUUUUGGGAUAAUUGUGGAUUAUCGUGAGCUGUGAAUUAUCAUGUCCUACCAUGUUCGACUGAAAAAAACAAAACAGUAUUGUAUCAGAAGUUAUGAGCUUGGGAACUUGCAGUUCUCUAGUUGUUGUGCUUUCUGUAUUCUGGCUCAGACCAGCAGGUUUGCCUUCAGAAGCCAACAUAUUCUCAUGUCAUCACUGUGCUACAAAAUAAACUUUUUAACAAAUGUUUUUUCAAAAUUCUGGGUCAGUUCUAGAACUCCAUUGCUUUCAGUUUCCAGUAGUGAUUGUUACAUCAGCGCUGGAGUGUUCAGUUAGGGACAUUCUAUGUAUGUAUAAGGUCAUAUUCUACCUGAAAUGGUUCAUCAUUGUCUAUGCAGAGAAUAUACAUUCCCCUCUGAAAUUAUUGGAAUAGCAAGGUCUUGUGUACAUCUUGUUUUUGCAGCCCCAAACGUAUUCGGUGUUUUUGCAAAAAAAAAGGAAUUGGCCUUGCUGUUCCAAUACUUUUUUAGGGGACUGUUUACCUGUGCUAUUAUACAGACUUGAAAAUCUAAAUGAAAAAUGCUGAAACACUGCCUUUAAGAUAGCUGACUGUCUGAGCCAUGACUCAUAACAAACUAAACAAAAACUCUUUAGCAAUCCGUUGAUGGGGGGGGGAAAUAUGAAUCAUGAUUCUGUGAAUGUUUCAUUCCUGAAAUUGCUGCUGUAUUUCAUGAUGAGACCAUUUAAAGGAACAGACUGUUUUUAUAUCAAAAGUGAACAAGAUGAGAAGCUAACUGACUUGAAAAUAAAUGCACUUUUUACAGCAAAAAAAA
This is a messenger RNA of Conger conger (European conger), 4099 nucleotides long. RefSeq names its product solute carrier family 46 member 1 (gene slc46a1). Gene Ontology annotation, cellular component: plasma membrane. Gene Ontology annotation, biological process: transmembrane transport. Gene Ontology annotation, molecular function: transmembrane transporter activity. The record is from RefSeq and is a predicted model, not a curated record. Lineage: Eukaryota; Metazoa; Chordata; Actinopteri; Anguilliformes; Congridae. The transcript is spliced from 6 exons. Bases 268 to 1731 code for a protein of 487 amino acids.